Messenger RNA from Theobroma cacao (cacao), 1364 nucleotides. Its product is annotated as protein SRG1-like. Lineage: Eukaryota; Viridiplantae; Streptophyta; Magnoliopsida; Malvales; Malvaceae. The record is from RefSeq and is a predicted model, not a curated record.
UCUUGUUUAGAGUAAUACACUGCUAUAGUAUCCAAUAUUUACUCCAUUGGCAUUGCUCACCUGAGGUUGAUGAGAGAUGGCUCUCCUUGCUGAAGAGGUGGUUUCAUUGUCCAAGAGUGUCCAAGAAAUGUCUGUUGAUGGUGAUGAACCACCAUCCCAUUACAUAGUUAAAGAUUCCUUUAUUGGUUCUGCUGAUGACCCUUCUCCAUCACUUUGUCCAUUUCCAAUCCUUGAUAUUAGUCACUUUUCCUCGCCUUCAUCUUCCUUUCCUGAAACAGAAGUAGACAAGGAACUAGAGAAGCUCAAGUUAGCCCUCAGCUCCUCGGGUUGCUUCCAGGCAAUUGGUCAUGGGAUCUCAAGCUCAUUCCUUGACAAAGUGCGUGAUGUUACAAAGCAAUUUUUUGCACUCCCAGAGACAGAGAAGCAGAAAUACGCCCGAGCAGUUAAUGAAUCUGAAGGUUAUGGGAGUGACAGAAUAGUUUCAGACAAGCAAGUUCUUGAUUGGUCUCAUCGCUUAACUCUGAGGGUGUUCCCCGAAGACAAAAGAAGGUUCAAUCUUUGGCCAGAAAAUCCGUAUGAUUUCAGGGACAUCAUGGACGAGUAUGCCUUGAAGAUAAAGGUUGUGACUGACGCUGUAUUCAAGGCAAUGGCAAGGUCACUAAAUUUGGAAGAAAACAGCUUCUUGAACCAGUUUGGAGACCAAGCCUUAAUGCAAGCAAGGUUUAAUUUCUAUCCAAGCUGCUCAAGACCUGAUCUGGUUCUUGGUGUCAAACCUCAUACAGAUAGAUCAGGAAUCACAGUUCUCUUGCAAGACAGAGAAGUGGAAGGUCUUCAAGUUUUAGUAGAUGACAAAUGGGUCAAAGUUCCUGUAAUUCCUCAUGCCCUUGUUAUCAAUCUUGGAGAUCAAAUGCAGAUAAUGAGUAAUGGAAUAUUCAAGAGCCCAGUGCACAGGGUAGUGACAAACUUGGAGAAGUUAAGGAUAUCUGUCGCCUUGUUUAAUGAACCAGAACCAGAAAACGAGAUUAGAGCUGUGGAUGGCUUGGUGGAUGAGAACAGGCCAAGGUUAUAUAGAAAUGUGAAAAAUUAUGGUGCAAUCAACUAUGAAUGCUAUCAGAAAGGGAUGAUACCACUUGACACUGUAAGAAUUUAGUUCUUUUACCCCAACUGUUGAAUGUCCAAUUCACAACUCUGCUCCUUGUCCGAACUGAUGCAAAAUAAUUUGGACAAGCUUUUAGUGGCGAUCUUUGUCAUGUAGCUUCUAUUUUUGAUAUUGUCACAAAUCCUUAUUCAGACCUUUAUUUUCCCCGAAAUGUCCAAUAUGUGUGUAAUCAUAAUAGAAAAACGAUGACUUCAUUUUCCUACCA